AUGGAUCCCGAUUAUCUGGAUGGUUGCAAAGAUCCAUACAUUUGCAAUGUCCAUUUUGAUGCGAAUCAAUUCCUAUACGAAGGAGAUCACGUCUACUGGAGAAAGGAUCCAUUCCCAAGAUUUCGGCAAAGGCGUAGCAUUCUAGCGGAUCCUUUUCCAUGGGAAGUGACCUUGAAUUCUAGCAAAAAACAAACAUCCCAAGAAGCACAACCAUAUCGAAUGAGGCAUGGAGUACAACACGAGCAUAAAGUCACUUUUCGGGAAUCUUUCUUCAAGAGUAAGUCCAAAUCGUCACAUCCAGUUGCUGUUGUAUCUCUGCCUGAAAAUCCCAACAUUUUCUACGAGUUUUCCUAUACACGGACCUCAGCUGUCGAUUCGAGCAAGUUCUACUCAUGCCUGACUUGCAGAAAAGCAAAAAUCGACACGCGGGUGAAAGAUGUAAUUCGCACUAUUCACAUCAAAGAUGGUACGAUUCGCAGUCGUGGCGAUCCGUUUUGGGGGCAUCAUUUCGCAUGCCGUCCUUUUACAUGUGUUGAUGAUCCUGAGUCCUUACGAGCUGAUGCCAACCUGAACCACCUGGAUAAUAAUGCUCAUCACGUACAAAGGAUUCCGACUGUCCUUCAGAAGGAUCCAGAAUGGGGUAUUUACUAA
Cylicostephanus goldi is the source of this 651-nucleotide messenger RNA. NCBI's taxonomy places the organism in Eukaryota, Metazoa, Nematoda, Chromadorea, Rhabditida, Strongylidae. The record is from the annotation of a GenBank genome assembly.